GUGCUACGAACAAAAACGUUUCGACAUACGUGAGGGACUGUCUACGCCCGUUCACUUUUAUUUUGAUAGACAAUGCUUUUUCCUGUAGUGUCAGUGUUCACAUAUUCUACUGUUCUUCCUGUUUUCCGAGCGGAGCGGAGGGAAGCAUGUCUGGCGCAGGGGGUGGGAAGCGCCCCACAGGAGGGGAUAGUCCCCCUGGCCCUCCUGAAAAAAAGCUGAAGAAAGAGGAGAAAACGACCACCACUCUCAUCGAGCCCAUUCGUAUUGGAGGAGUUUCUUCUACGGAGGAAAUGGACAUGAAGGUCAUUCAAUUUAAGAACAAGAAGCUCUGCGAACGGCUUGAACAGAGGCAGGCUUUGGAGGAUGAGUUGAGAGAGAAGAUUGAGAAGCUGGAGAAGAGGCAGGCAACUGAUGACACCACCCUGCUUAUCGUCAACCGCUGCUGGACUCAGCUUGAGGAAAAUAUCCAUGAACUGCUGCAACGUGUGGAGCCUAAGGACACCCCGGAACCUGUCCAGACCCCUGCCACCCCUCCUGUUCCAGACGUCCCAGUUCCUGCUGCAGCCCCAUCAUCUGCUCCUGAACCUUCUGCUCCUUUGCCAGCUCCAAUUGAAGGUGAGGUUGGCCUCCCACAAGCUCCACCUUCAGCUGAGGCAUUGGAUGAAGAACAGCAACAACUAGUGCAAGAAAAGGAACAGACGCAGGAGCAAGAGCAACAACAGCAGGUUCCUGACUCUGUGGAGAAGUCAGCUGAUGAACCAGUGCAGGACGGAAUUCCCGCCCCUCGACCUCCACCAUCUCUCAGUGAAAGUGCAAAGACUUUCCUGGCUACUCUGGAUAACAGCAGUGAGGAGGAGCUCACCCUGCAUUUACAGGACAGGAUGCAGUUCAGCAAGGGCGCCGUGGCCUGUAUGGUCUGCAUAUUUGACCGUCUGCAUACCACCAUUGAUGAGCUGUGUACCCGAGUGCAGUCAGCUGUUUGUGAGGAUGACAGUCAGCGAGAGAUAAUAGCUACAAACCGCACACUUCUAGAGGAACAUAAUCGACUUCAAGAUCUUGCUUACUCCCUUCAAGGGAAACACCACAAAAUGUCAUUGGAGUAUAAUGAACUGAUUGACAAAGUUACAAGUUCUGAGACUAAAGUCUCUGAGAUGGAAACAGCUGUGGAGGAUCUGCAGUGGGACAUUGAAAAACUUCGAAAGAGAGAGCAGAAGCUGAAUAAACACCUAGCAGAAGCUCUGGAGCAGCUUAAUUCUGGUUACCAUGCCACUGGCAGUUCAGGUGGACUACCCGGUGGUCAAAUCACACUAAGUAUACAGAAGUUUGAGUCUCUGAAUGCUGAACUGGAGCAGAACCAGGAACUUGCCAACAGCCGUAUGGCGGAGCUUGAGAAACUGCAGCAAGAGCUACAGGAAGCUGUUCGGGAGAGCGAGAAACUAAAGAUGGAUCUGAGGAAUAUACCAGAGGAAGUGUUGAAGGAGACACCAGAGUACAAGUGCCUCCAAUCACAGUUCUCUCUACUGUACAAUGAGUCUCUAAGUGUGAAAACACAGCUGGAUGAGGCAAGAGCUCUGCUGCUUACAGCCAAAAACGCUCACCUGCGGCAGAUAGAGCACAUGGAGAGUGAUGAGUUGUCUCUUCAGAAAAAGUUACGCACUGAGGUCAUUCAGCUAGAGGACACACUGGCCCAGGUGCGCAAGGAGUACGAAAUGCUACGGAUUGAGUUCGAACAGAAUCUUGCAGCCAAUGAACAAGCAGGGCCAAUAAACAGAGAAAUGAGACACUUAAUCAGCAGUCUUCAAAACCAUAAUCAUCAGCUAAAAGGUGAUGUGCAGAGAUAUAAAAGGAAACUACGUGAGAGACAGAUGGAAAUAAACAAGUUGAAGUGCCAGAGUGGAGAGGCAGGUGCACUGAUGUUGGAAGAAAGCGUGGGUGACGGAGGACUGGAGGUUAAGAAAGAGGAAGAUGAGGAGCAGGAGGAGGAGGAAGAAAGGAGGAGAGAGCUGGAAAGGCAACGGGCACGGGAGAGAGAGAGGGAGGCAGAGAGAGAGAGGGAGCGAGAAAGAGAGCGGGAGAGACAGCGCAGUGAGGAGCUGAAGAGGAAGGAUUCUGACACACUGAAGAUGCUUAGAGGAGAGCUUAAAAAAGCACAGGAGUCUCAGAAGGAAAUGAAACUACUGCUAGACAUGUACAAAUCAGCCCCAAAGGAGCAGCGAGAUAAAGUGCAACUUAUGGCCGCAGAAAAGAAGUCCAAAGCAGAAGUGGAAGAGUUGAGGCAGCGAGUACGGGAACUGGAGGAGAGGGAAAGAAAGGAAAGCAAAAAGCUGGCAGAUGAAGACGCUCUCCGCAAGAUCCGUGUAGCUGAGGAGACCAUCGAACACUUGCAGAAAAAACUGGCUGCUACUAAACAGGAGGAAGAGGCUCUGCUGAGUGAGAUGGAUGUGACGGGACAGGCUUUUGAAGACAUGCAGGAGCAGAACAGCAGACUCAUGCAGCAGCUCAGAGAGAAAGAUGAUGCCAACUUCAAACUAAUGAGUGAGAGAAUCAAAUCCAACCAGAUUUACAAGCUUCUGCGGGAGGAGAAAGAGGAAUUGGCAGACCAAGUGCUUACUUUCAAAACCCAGGUGGACGCUCAGCUGCUGGUAGUGCAGAAACUAGAAGAGAAGGAGGGUGUCCUGCAGAGCACACUGGCCGCUCUGGAGAAAGAGCUGGCACUGCGCACUCAAGCCCUGGAGCUCAACAAGCGCAAGGCAGUGGAGGCGGCCCAGUUGGCCGAGGACCUUAAAGUGCAGCUGGAACACACUCAGACCAAGUUGAGGGAAAUCCAAGCCUCAGUACUAGACAACCGCACUGCCCGCGAGAGGGAGAGUGUCAACCUCAAGAAAGCACAGGAGGACUUGUCCAGACUGCGGCGUAAGCUGGAGAAACAGAAGAAAGUUGAGGUGUACACAGAUGCUGAUGAGAUUCUGCAAGAGGAAAUUAAUCAGUACAAGGCUAAAUUACGUUGUCCCUGUUGUAAUACCCGAGAUAAGGAGACUGUCCUCACCAAGUGUUUCCACGUCUUCUGCUAUGAAUGCUUGAAGACUCGCUACGACACUCGCCAGAGGAAGUGCCCCAAAUGCAAUGCUGCAUUCGGAGCAAAUGACUUCCACCGCAUCUACAUCACCUAAUUUAGUGUGGACUUUUUGAUGAACUGAAUACAGUAGAUGAGAAACGAAGGGAUGAAAGCGGUGUUGAAGCACUGGAUUACCAUAAUAUGGUAUUUUAAAAUGCUCUAAAGGGCCACUUUCACUCCCAUCUGUGAUAGGUGGUGCUAGUGACCAAACAGACAGUGACAAAAUGGAAACAAUUGUGAAGUAGUCAUGGUCUACAGCACACAAGCAGUGCUUCUUCAUUGCAGAGGAAUCUAUUGAGUUUUGUCUCUCUUACUUUUUUGUGUUCUUUAAAGUACUGCAAUGAUUUUUUUUUUUUUUUACCUGCAUUUUGUUGAAUGGCCAUGAAACAGAGGAAAGACUGUAUCAGCUCAAAUAUCAAUAUAUCAUAAUUGUCAUAACUCCUCAGAAUACGAGUGACGUCUGAAGUUCGCAGAAACUGUUUUGUUUUGACAAUUAUGGCCUUAUCCGUUUGAGUCAUACAGUAACUAUCUAGUAAUGUGCUUAGUUUCUAUGGUGACACUCUGUUAUUGAAUCCCUUGAAGUAAGUAAUGAACAGAUGUGAUGGAUACUGGGUGGAAAAAGGAGAGCUGCAGAUUUAGAAGUGUAGAUGGUGGUGCAGUGAUCUUAAAAAGACAAAACAUGAACAAAGUUUCUCAGUAGGUACCAUAUACCCAACCAUACUGUGAUAUAUCACCAAUGUAUGUCAGUACCUAUUGCACAAUUUCCUUAAAAAAAAUAAAAAACUGGAUAAAGAUAUUGGUGAACUCAGCUCUCUGCUUUGAUGUCAACUUAGACAAAACAUUUAGAGACAUUAUCUGGGUUUUUAUUUUAAUGGUGAUGUUAUUGUUGUACUUGGUGGAAAAGGAUGACUCGAAACUGGACUUUCCAAAUGCAACAUUGCAGUCCAUAUGCUGUCUGCCAAUACAAUCCUAUUUGCACAAUGCAUGUGUCUUUAGUAACUUCAGACGGUUUAGAUGGAUAUGCAUAGUUGCAUGCUAUUAGAAGAGGAUCACAGGGAAAGCAGUCCUGGGGAGAAUAUAAAACCUACCAAGCAUUUUUUUUUUUUUUGUACUUGCAAAUUUUUGCCCGGAAUGUAUAUGUAAAUGUUUUUGUUAUAUUGCGCAACUGACCUUAUGUUAUUCUCCGCACCCAUGGUUUUGCUGUUCUUGAUCGUAUUAAUAACUGUCGUACUGCUUUUCCUCUCAGUCUGCGCUGUGUGUCUGCCAAACACUGAACUGUUGUUUGCUCCCUUGGACCAGAGACAGUGAAUUACGUAGUUGGGUGGGGUGACUUUAAUGUGACUAUUUUGCUCAAACAUACUUUGUGCAUGGAGUCUGGGGUCUCUAGUUCGUGCUCUUACAAAAAAAAAAAAAAAAAAAGAAAGAAAAAAAGUACUUGUUUUCGCAAAUUGUAGUUUGUUCGUUUAAACCUUUUUUUAUUUAAGUAGUUUUCUUAUAGAUCUGGCAAUAAAUAUUUACGUCAACAAGACCAUCAUUUUACUAUUUCCUAUUAUUACAGAACCGGUUUCUUUUUCACGUAAAUGUAGCCAUUUAAAGCAAAAACGAAAGCGUUGUCAGCGAACAGGCUGUGUUUGUGCGUCUCUACCAUCAUUGAUCAUUGACGGCUUCCCACUCGUGCUUUAUCAUGCUGUGAAUACUGAGAUUCUAGGGCCGUGUUUCAAAUCCUAGCGAGUUGCCUGCUUAGACAUCAAAAAGAAUUAACGAUUGAGCUUCCUCUUUACGAGUUCGAACGGUUAGACAGUUCUUUUAGUACUUUUUGAGGAAGAACUAUUUUGAAAUUCCUAGUAGAUAUACCAUCAGCAGUUGCCGAAUGUUACACGUAGGCUAUUCAUUCAGAUUAAUUCAGUACCAACACCGAAUGAUUCAUAACUGUUUUGAUUCACGAAGAGAACCGAUUCAUUUGUGUUUCUCAAAAGCAUCGUAAGCCUAAAUUGAUCGUAGCUUCAUUGAUGACAAUGGUUCUACGAUCAGUUUAUGAUUAUGAUGCUUUUUGGAAACGCAGCCCUGGUCAGUUACUGUUUAUGAGUCACUAAAACGAAUCGGUUCGGUGUCAUAGUUCAGCAAGGUUAUUAACAAACAUUUUUCAAUUAACAUUAAACAUCUUUAAUGACGUUCUCAAAACGCAAAAAAAAAUAUUUAUACAUAGUUUAUGGAACGUUUUUUCUAAAACAUUUUAGUUGGACGUGGUUUAGAGAACAUUCGCAUAAUGUUUGCAAAACAAUUAAUGUUUAUAUAGCUAACCAAAAAAAAAAGUUUUUUGAACUUUAAGAACUGGACGUUUUGAACGUUCAGAUAACAUCCAGAAAUAACGUUUUCAUGAUUUAAUGGGAAUGUUAUUAAACGUUCUAGAACAUAUUUUUGUUAGUUGAGAAAUUCUUGGUGGAAAAAUGUUGGUUCUCAACUCUAAUUGUAAGUCUCGCGGAUGCCCUAAACGCUGUCUACAUAGACAGCACACAAGCUUUUGAGACACGGCCACAGAAUCUCAGUACAGUAGGCUACAUAGGAAAUGACUCAUAGAGGAGCUGAAUCCAACGCGUGGGUGUGGGCGCUAUUAAAACAAGACUGAAAGUUUGGGGUGGGUCAUUCACAUGCGCUGCUUUUGCUAUGCUUGAAACCCAUUUGUGGCUUUUAAUCUUUUGAAAUCGCUGUGGGAUUUCAGUAUAUAUAAAGCUCAAUGGAUUCCGGUGCUAUGUUGCGUUUCCUCUAUUGGAUUACUCUAUUGAUCACCACUCUUAUUCAUGGAAUAAACGCGGAUAAAAGUCCAGCCCUUUGUUCGAAAUCCGAAUUCUGGAACAGAGAUGUCGCACAAUGUGUACCUUGUCAAAUAUGCAAACAGUAUCCGAAAACUCCAUCAUGUGACACAUGCCCACCCAUAGAGCCUUCGGAUUCCUGGAGGGUGGCAGCAAUUACCAGUUUAUCUGUCCUGGCAGCCGUAAUUGUUUGCGGAGCCUUGCUCAUAGGCAUUCUAGUACAUCAAUGCAGGUCCAAGAGGACUUUACGUGAACCGAUUGAAGAGACAACAGGACCCCUUUAUCAAGUAUAGGAUCUUCAUAAGCUCAUGGAACUCAAGCUGACAAAAAUGAAAAUGGACUGUUACUCCAGUGAAUUAAUGCUCCAGUUGGUAAACGCUGGCUGGUACCUCAACCACAGAGUGUUCUAUGAGUAGCAUCUGAUUCGUCUAAUUUAUGACAUUAGUAGGCUAUGUCAUGCAUAGCAAAUAGUUAUGCACAAAAGCUGCACUGAGACCUUCCUUGUCACUCACUGUGCAGAAUAGGUUUGCAAGCCUUGGUGCUAAGUGACAUCCAAUGGACAGCAUGAUAGCAUAUAUUAUAUAUUCCUUUUUUUGGAACCCUUACAAUGCUUCAGUGUCAGGUCUUGUUACACUGUUUUUGCAGAAAUUUGAGGCCAUUCAUGUUGCACUUAGAGUGCACUGUAGAUGCAUUCCCACCUGAAUAUUCCUUGUUAGAUUUGUGAACACGAUAAAAAAAAAAAAACAUUUAAUAUAGUAGACUUGGAGAUCAUCUUUUUUACACAAAUAUGCCUCCCUAAACAGAUUUAGUAUGGCACAGCCAUUUGAAUGUAUUUGUAAUCAUUGUGUGUACAGUUUAAUUAUCUAUUUUUAUAGUUUUGGAAUAAUACGCACUGUAUAGAUGUAGCCCUUUGUACAACAAUGUUCUGACACCGACUGGCUCAUCAGCCUGUCUAUGGCAUUGAUGAACAUUCUGGAGACACAGAAGACCAGCGAAGCAACAGAAGCCGAUAUGCUGAAGACAAGAGUCGCCAGCUAAUGUUAAACUCUGAGAAAGAGUCGCAGGUGUCAGAUUCCAUCUUAGUUUUGCUGCCUUUAUACGCUUAAGAGAUUAGAUAGUUUAGAGUGAUAUUUACAUACAUGUAUCGCAAUACACUUAAUCUCUCAUGUUUUAUCAUUUCAGCUAACUAAAAUGUUUUGAAAGGAUAAAAUCACCAGUUUUAGAUGUGUGUAGCCAGCUAUGGGCAUUAGGGAAUGUAUAUAUUUAUAUACAGCAGAUGCUAAGGAGUAAUUAACUUGUUUGAAUGACUUAAAGCAUGUUUAGUAAGAGGUUACCUGUGAAGAACAUGUCUGAGUAACAUUUCAACCCAGAAUCAAAAGAAAUAAGAAAUUAUAUUUUGCUUAAAGAAAUAGAUGCAUUGUUUUCAAGAAAAUUAAGCACACUUUAUACCACAGUUCCCAAGAAUACUUGAUGUACCUCAUUGUGAAUCACUGCCAUGUUUGUCAGAAAUCUAGGAACAUCAAGAAGCUAGUCCAGAAUCUUGAUAAACAUAAACCUGUGAAGCACGCACGGCGCUGUCACAGUCUUGAGUAAAGUUGGUUGUGUAUUUGUGCCUUUACUCAUUCACAAUUACUCCACAGACUGCAGAAGAAACUAUGCAUUUUAAUACAAUAAAGAGAAAACUAAUGUAC
Molecule: messenger RNA, 7616 nt
Organism: Cyprinus carpio (common carp)
Lineage: Eukaryota; Metazoa; Chordata; Actinopteri; Cypriniformes; Cyprinidae
Gene: rnf40
Product: ring finger protein 40
Exons: 24
Coding region: 147-3170 (1007 amino acids)
Cellular component (GO): HULC complex; nucleus
Molecular function (GO): ubiquitin protein ligase activity; metal ion binding
Source: RefSeq, a predicted model, not a curated record